CGGGGGCGGGGCGGGACGCCCUCGCCUGGCCGAGCGGCCCCCUGCCUUCGCGGGCUGGGCCAUGCUGCGCUGGCUCCGGGGCUUCGUGCUGCCAGGGGUGGCCUGCCAGGAAGACGAAGAUGACUUCAGCUUCGGGAUCCUCUUCCAAGACCUGGACCGCGACGGGAACGGGUUGGUGGACAUCGUUGAGCUCCAGGAGGGGCUGAAAAACUGGGGCUUCUCGUUUGACCAGAACUCGGAAAGGAAUGUUUUUCAAGCUGGAAAUAGCAAUGCUGAUUCGGGAUUGGACUUUGAAGAAUUUAUGCAGUACCUUAAAGACCACAAGAAAAAAAUGAGGCUGGCAUUUAAUAGUCUGGACACAAAUAAUGAUGGAAUAAUAGAAACUUCAGAAAUAAUUACUGCUUUGAAAUCACUGGGUAUAAAUAUUUCUGAAGCUCAGGCAAACAAUAUUCUACAAAGCAUCGAUAGUGAUGGAACAAUGACAGUAGACUGGGAUGAAUGGAAGUACUAUUUUUUAUUUAAUCCUGCAACAAAUAUUGAUGAAAUUGUUCAUUUCUGGAAGCGUUCUACUAUAGUUGACAUAGGGGAGAGUAUAUCUAUUCCAGAUGAAUUUACUGAGCAUGAUAAGCAUUCUGGAGAUUGGUGGAGGCGUCUGGUGGCAGCAGGUAUAGCUGGAGCAGUCGCAAGAACGUGCACGGCACCUUUGGACCGCUUGAAAGUCAUGAUGCAGGUUCAUAGUUUAAAGUCAAGGAGAUUGAGAUUGAUUGGUGGGUUUGAGCAGAUGGUAAAAGAAGGAGGAAUUCGUUCUCUUUGGCGGGGUAAUGGCGUAAAUGUUUUUAAAAUUGCGCCUGAGACAGCACUCAAGAUUGGGGCCUAUGAACAGUAUAAAAAAUGGCUUAGUUUUGAUGGUGCGAAAAUAGGAAUUAUUGAGAGAUUUGUAUCUGGCUCAUUGGCUGGUGCAACUGCCCAGACCUGUAUUUACCCCAUGGAGGUUCUAAAGACCAGACUGAUUCUUGGUAAAACUGGACAGUAUUCAGGGAUUAUUGAUUGUGGCAAAAAGCUUCUGAAACAAGAAGGGGUUAGAACCUUUUUCAAAGGUUAUAUUCCUAACUUCCUAGGCAUUCUACCUUAUGCAGGCAUAGAUUUGGCUGUUUAUGAGCUUUUGAAGAAUUAUUGGCUAGAACAUUAUGCAGCAAAUUCUGUAGACCCAGGGAUGAUAAUUUUACUGGGAUGUAGUGCACUGUCUCACACUUGUGGUCAGAUAGCCAGCUUCCCUCUGAACCUAAUCAGAACUCGCAUGCAAGCUCAAGUACUGGAGGAAAAAGGGACGACUUCUAUGAUUCACCUCAUUCAAGAGAUAUAUAACAAUGAAGGAAAAAGGGGAUUUUUCAGGGGUCUCACCCCAAACAUCAUAAAGGUGCUUCCUGCAGUAAUCAUCAGCUGUGCAGCUUAUGAAAAAACAAGACAACAUAUGGGAUUAACGUAAAAGUGAAAUAUCAAAUUGUUGUCAUUACCCAAAUCACUUAAUUGUAAGAUAAUACCUGGGUCGUAAAGAGAAAUCUGUCUUUUUCUAAAAUGAAAGACAUGCCAAAUAAUUGUUAAAACAUU
Molecule: messenger RNA, 1608 nt
Organism: Hyaena hyaena (striped hyena)
Lineage: Eukaryota; Metazoa; Chordata; Mammalia; Carnivora; Hyaenidae
Product: calcium-binding mitochondrial carrier protein SCaMC-1-like
Exons: 10
Coding region: 62-1486 (474 amino acids)
Biological process (GO): transmembrane transport
Cellular component (GO): mitochondrial inner membrane
Molecular function (GO): ATP transmembrane transporter activity; calcium ion binding
Source: RefSeq, a predicted model, not a curated record